This is a messenger RNA of Merops nubicus (carmine bee-eater), 836 nucleotides long. RefSeq names its product leucine-rich repeat, immunoglobulin-like and transmembrane domains 1 (gene LRIT1). Lineage: Eukaryota; Metazoa; Chordata; Aves; Coraciiformes; Meropidae. The record is from RefSeq and is a predicted model, not a curated record. The coding region runs from base 54 to 836 and encodes 260 amino acids. The transcript is spliced from 2 exons. Gene Ontology annotation, cellular component: endoplasmic reticulum membrane. Gene Ontology annotation, molecular function: protein binding.
GAACCCCUCCAGGCUGCCUAGUGCCCGGGGGUCCUUCCCAUGCCCAGGGAGCCAUGUGGAUCGUGGUGAGCUUGCUCUGCUGCCUGGGGCUCGGGGGGCUGCCGCGGGCGGGAGCCUCCUGCCCAUCGCAGUGCAGCUGCAUCUUCCACAGCCUCAGCGAGGGGACGAAAGCCAGGACAGUGCUGUGUAAUGACCCCGAGAUGACCCUGACUCCUGUGAACAUCCCUGUGGAUACCUCCAAGCUUCGGAUAGAGAAGACGGCCAUCCGCAGGGUGCCCGGGGAGGCUUUCCACGCGCUCCACAACCUGGAGUACCUCUGGAUGCCCUACAACUCCCUGGCCAGCCUCAGCAGGAUCACCUUCAAGGGCCUUCGUCGCCUGCAGGAGCUGAGGCUGGAUGGGAACGACUUGAUUUCAUUCCCCUGGGAAACCCUGACUGACAUGCCACAACUGAGGCUUCUGGAUUUACACAACAACGAACUCACCUCGGUCCCUCCAGACGCUGCUCGUUAUGUCAAGAAUAUCACAUACUUGGACCUGUCUAGUAACAAGCUGAUGACCCUUCCUCAGGCUCUUAUUACCACCUGGGCCAACCUCCAGGCUGUCCCUUACUUCCCCAGCGAUAACUCCAAGAUCAUCCUAGGUAAGAGAAGUCCCUGUCAGUUUGCAGGAGACACAAAAGUCAAGAGCACCACGUCUUAUUGUGGCAUUUUGAUCCACUGCAGUUACUGCAGCAAGUACACUGUUGUGUUUAAUUCUCUCUAUAAAGUGUGCAAAUUCAUUUACUUAUUAACAAACUCACCUUGGGCUCUCCACACCCAGAUAAUUACUCCGUAA